GCGUGUUUGAAAUUAUUUGGCCAGUGUUCCCAAAACCGGCGCGUGCGUCCAUCGCGUCCGCUGUACUCCUACGCUGCGGUUAUUCGUAUUACGUAAUUUAAAAAAAAAAAAACGAGUUAAAUGACUCUUUUAUUUAUGCUGUGUAUUUAAAAGGCUACGUGCAUUUAUUUAGUUUAUUUAUUGACACACUGUAACUUUUUUUUGGAUGUCAUAGCUAAGAAGAAACCAUGGAAAAGCCAACCAUGCACAUGCUGUCCGUCCAGGAAAAGGGCGGACAGACCAGACGGGCGAACCAGUACAUAGCAGCCGUUGCAGCUGCAAUCGGCGCGGUGGUGGCAGGCACCAUCCUCGCGUGGUCCUCACCAGCCUUACCCCAGAUCCAGCCGCCCGAGAAGAAGAAUGAGAACGUCACCGCUGAACCCCUGCCGUACGACCCCUUCGAGGUUUACAACAACGCCACUAACGCGACCAAUAUCACGGCCGUGUUGAUCAACCAGCUGGGACAGCCUGCUGACUUCUUGCUAAGUACCCAGGAAAGUUCUCUUGUAUCAUCAAUCCUGGCGAUUGGUGCAGCGAUCAGCGCUCUCCCAGUGGGGGUGAUCGCGGACAAGGUUGGAAGACGACCGACCAUCCUGAUGCUAUCAGUACCGUUUAUGCUCAACUGGUUGAUCACAAUCUUCGCAAACGGAGCCGGAAUGCUCAUCGCUGCCAGGUUCUUCGCUGGAUUGAGUACUGGUGGCAUUUGCGUAGCAGCCCCAAUGUAUAUUGGCGAAAUAGCGGAAACCUCAAUCCGAGGGUCUCUGGGAGCCUUCUUCCAGCUGUUCCUGACCGUGGGCAUCCUGUUCACAUUUGUGGUUGGAGCUUGGACUCACUGGAGGACACUAUCCAUCGUAUCUGCUGUCUUCCCUGUCCUACUAGUUGCCGUAUUUUGGUGGAUGCCAGAAACCCCACAAUACCUGCUGGCUAAGAACAGGCGCCGUGAUGCUGAGAAAGCGCUGCGGUGGCUGCGCGGCCCUGAUGCAGAACUCAGUGGUGAAUUGGAAGAUAUGCAGAAAGAUGUGGACAAUUCAUCCCGUCAACAAGGCGGCUUAGUCAGGAUGCUGACCAACCGAGCGCCUCUCAUGGCUCUCAUCUGUUCCCUUGGCCUCAUGUUCUUCCAGCAGUUCAGCGGCAUCAACGCCGUCAUCUUCUACACGGUCGACAUCUUCAAAUCCGCUGGUUCCAACAUUGAACCUGCCAUCGCGACCAUCAUUGUAGGAGUCGUCCAAACUCUAGCCACAUACGCUUCUUCCCUGCUAAUAGAAAAAGCAGGCAGACGAAUUCUUCUACUCCAAAGUUGUGUCAUUAUGGGAAUCUGUUUGAUCGUACUCGGUACAUACUUCAAGCUCAAAGAAAGCGGCGCAAGCGUUGCCGCUGUCGGUUGGCUUCCUUUACUCUGUUUAGUUCUUUUCAUUAUUUCCUUCUCAAUGGGUUUCGGUCCAAUACCUUGGAUGAUGAUGUCUGAACUGUUUGCUGCUGAGUUCCGUGGUACUGCAUCAGGGAUCACAGUUGUUACCAACUGGUGUUUAGUAUUUAUUGUCACUUUAUGCUUCCCUAUAAUGAAGGUGUCAAUCGGGAUUUACAGUUGCUUCUGGUUCUUCAGCGGAUUCAUGAUUGCUUGUGUUUUCUUCGUGUUCUUCUUAAUACCUGAAACUAAGGGCAAGACUUUGUCACAGAUUCAAACAAUACUCGGCGGCAAAUAGUAAGGCUGGCUUGUGUACAAAUAUUUGAAUACUCAGUGUUUGUUUUGUGAAUGGUUUUUGGAUGUUACUUUGACUGUACACAUUUGAACUACUAAGUACUCCGUUCGUUUGACUGUUUGUAAUAGAAAAGUUCAAGACCUAAUAUAAGGCUGAUCUCCCUUUUUCGUUCCAUUUAUCAAGGUAUAUAGAUAUUUAGGGUUCAUAAUAAUUUGCGUAUUGAGCUCGAUCCGUCUGGGUGCCUUUUCGUCGUUUGUAGAACCGAGUAUUUCACGGCCUUUGCUCAUAAUUUGUCGGGCAUACCCAUCAUGUCAUUUCCGAUGCAAUCCCAUAGAGAGAAGCAGGUUACCUGGCCCUAUAAAAUUAGUGUUUGAAUGCAAAAUCAGGCAUUGGUCUGUUAAAAAUGGCCGUACUCCUUUCAAAUUGUAACUCCUUAUUGUUAUUAUAUCUUCAAAUGCUUAUAAGAUGAAGUUCACUCACAAUAAUGUUGCUAAAAUUCUAAAGUUGUGAAUAAAGUUCACCUAUUCAAAAGACCUCUUUUAGUAUUUGAAUGGUUUAAUACCAUCAGUCAAGCGCUAAUUAGUUAAAACAAAAAACUUUCCACUAAAAUUUUGAGAUCCUUUUACGCAACAAAUACCCUAAUACUUUUAAAGUUACUGCUCUUAAUCCUGUGAAGUUAGGUUUAUCUUUUGUGUACAGUCAAAAUGAGCACCAAUUAUUAUUGUAUAUUUUAAAGCAUAUCAUGUAUAAUUUUGUUUUGGGAGCGCAUAAAUAGAUCGUAAGUCAAAAUAUUUUGUGGUCUUCCAGCGAGGACUUCGAUAUCUGUAAACAGUUUAAAGUUAUCGACUGCUUUGCAAAAGUUGUGUUCAUUGUUUUAUGUAUAAUCAGCGUCAGAUAUAAUAUAAACAAAUACUGUAUACAUAUUUACAACCAAAGAUUAAAAAUAUAUAAGAAUAGGCCAAAAAAAGCUGAAGUAAAUCUUAAUAAUAAUAGUUUCAUGACUGAAUUUAUCUUUAGUAAAUUAAUGGCACAAUAUUCAAACGUCUCGUAUGAUUUUUGGCAUUUAGUCCGCAUAACAAAUAUCAAAAUUGUUCGCGUGUGAUUUGGUAUUUUCAGUAUUCAGUCGAAUAUUAUUUUGAAGCUAAAUCUAAUCUUAACCAAAAAUGUUAUCAAUACAGCUACUAAUUUUAUACUGUGGAUACAUGAGUAAGGUAAGAAAUAUGAGUAUAAAAGUACUUAUAAUAAGUAUUACUCCAAUAAUCAAUAUUAAUAAUCAUAUAUCUGAUGCUGACUGUACAGAAUCAACUGCUUUUAAAUUAAAUGACUUCAUAUUUUUAAUGGAUGAAAUAUUUAGUUAGUAAGAUAAAUAUAGGUUUUUGAGAUUUUGUACUUGUUGAUUUUAUUUAUUUUGUGAUUAACUAAAGGAACACAAUAUUAGAUGUUAAAAUAAAUAUUUUUUAAUAGACGUAGUACUUAUUUUAUUAUUGUAAAGAGAACACACGUGCCAAAAAUCAAUAACGUAACAAUAGUAAUAUUAUAAGUUGUGCAAUAAAUAUCUAGGUGUUUAACUUAUGUAUAAAAAGAACAAGGCUAGUUGUUUUUAGCUCGAUGUAAGCAUUCAUUGGUUAUUUAUUGAUUUUUAAUUAAAAAAAGAUAAAAGAGACGAUUCUUAAAAAAGUAUAUUUUAGAAAUUAAACUCCUAAUUGUGAAUAGAUCCAUACACUCAUUGGUUUGUUGGUGUAUGGCCGACUAUUUUCAAACCCAUCUGGUUGGUCUUCCAGUAGAAGUUCUAAUUGAAACGAUGUUCACUAUAAUAGGAACCUAUGCAGUUUUUAAAAUUUUGACCUUUUCUGGAAUUGUAAGUUUCAAACAAGUCGGACGUAGGCCAACAAACUAAACUAAGAUAAGUAGUUAUAAUAUAGUUUAUUGACAUUAAUUGUAAAUCAUACUUAUUAAAAUAAAAAUAGAUCGAAUAAAAUCAAUAUUUUAAUACUUUAACUUGCCACCUGGCUAACGUCUGUGGAACUCGAGCUUUAGAACAAUAAUAUUAGAUAGUUUAUUUAUUUAAGUAAUUGCUUUUAAAAUGUAAUUAAUAAUUAAAUAUUUUUUAAUAAAAUAAUUGAAUGAAAAUUAGUUUCCAUUAAAGCAAACUCAUGGUCACUCUAGUUCUUUUUGCAUCUCUUUCGAAGCCCAGAAAUAGAACGAGACGAAAAUAGUUGUCGCCAUUUUGAUGGUGGCGCGAGUUUUUGAAAUAAGAAUAAUUUGAAUGUUGUAUAAUAUUUUUUUUAAUUAAUUUUCAGAUAAAUUAUUUCGAUUGUUGUUUUAUAAUGUUGACAGUAUGAUUGUUAAUUUAUGUUUAACUGGAGGUUAAAACUGUGAAAACAAUUAAAUUAAUGUUUAUAGAAAA
Molecule: messenger RNA, 4146 nt
Organism: Maniola jurtina (meadow brown)
Lineage: Eukaryota; Metazoa; Arthropoda; Insecta; Lepidoptera; Nymphalidae
Product: facilitated trehalose transporter Tret1-like
Exons: 7
Coding region: 228-1742 (504 amino acids)
Biological process (GO): carbohydrate transport; transmembrane transport
Cellular component (GO): membrane
Molecular function (GO): sugar transmembrane transporter activity
Source: RefSeq, a predicted model, not a curated record